UUCGCGUCGUGCUUUCUUCUCUCUCGCCGUCGGGUAUCUGGGUUUGGUUCUAGCACAAGCACCAAGGUGAAAUUUCAGUUCGUGCUCUCAGAAGAUUUGCCCUAGCACAAGAAUCGCGGUUCUGUAGUUACAAAAAGGGAUUGUCGCGCAGAUGAAGGUGAAAAAGCAGAAGAGGCAUAGGAAGACUUUGACGUUUUACACUGCUUGCUUUGGUUUCCGAAAGCCUUUCAAGAUUUUAUGUGAUGGAACAUUUGUGCAUCACCUUAUUGCGAAUCGUAUAACACCUGCUGACAAGGCCCUUAACAGCAUCCUCAAUGCUACUGUCAAGCUGUACACGACCAGAUGUGUUCUAGCUGAGUUGAAACGACUUGGUGGCUCAUAUUCUGAGGCCCUUGAGGCUGCUCAUGAACUCAUAAUUGCAAGAUGUGAGCAUGACAAAUGUAUUGGGGCAGAUGCCUGCGUCAUGGAGGUUGUUGGAGAAAAUAAUUCUGGGCACUUCUUUAUCGCUACUCAGGACACCGAUCUGCGGAAAAAGUUGCAAGAGGUACCUGGUGUGCCUCUUGUAUUUGGUCUCAGAAAUGCUCUUUUCCUUGAACCUCCAUCUGCAUUUCAGCGGCAAUAUGUCAAAAUUUCUGAAGAAGGACGAUUGCAUAUGACCAAGAAAGAGUACCAGAUAUUUAAUGAUAGGGUAAUAAAUAGAUUGGCUGGCGAGGAAGCCAAAAAUUCAAUUACUGAAAUAAUGGAAAAUGAGGGUUCAGGAGAUCAGACCAUAAAUGUGCAGGAAGUAAAAAGGAGUAUUACAGCAAGGAAUCAGUUGGACAUCAAGGAUAAACCUCAGUUCAAGAGAAAAAGAGCAAAGGGUCCAAACCCACUUUCGUGCAAGAAGAAGAAAAGUUGUGAAAACCAAAAGCUUGCUCCUUUGAAGGAAAUGAAAGCAGACAACGCAGUGCAGAAGAGAACUAGGAAAAGGAAGAGGUCGCGUAAACAGAAAAUGGCAACAGAAACAGACUGUUAGGUAGAUCAUUUUUAUAUAAUUACAAGUUAGAUAUUUAUAAAAGAGCUCCUUGAGUUUGCUCCUCCAGUGCAGAGAGAAAAGAAAAUUUUAAUCCAUGUUGGCAUCGCAGGGGAAAGUAUAUCUACAUUGGUGGGCAUUGAAUUUUAUACGGUUGUUUGUAUUUGGCCAUAAAAAUUCACAUUUAUUUACAAACUAGAAAUGGAUUGUCAUAAUAUAUUUAUCUGUGAAUGAAAUUAUUUGCUAAUUGGUUGUUAU
Molecule: messenger RNA, 1270 nt
Organism: Gastrolobium bilobum
Lineage: Eukaryota; Viridiplantae; Streptophyta; Magnoliopsida; Fabales; Fabaceae
Exons: 7
Coding region: 152-1015 (287 amino acids)
Cellular component (GO): small-subunit processome; nucleolus
Molecular function (GO): small ribosomal subunit rRNA binding
Source: RefSeq, a predicted model, not a curated record